This is a messenger RNA of Olea europaea var. sylvestris, 1046 nucleotides long. Its product is annotated as proteasome subunit alpha type-3-like. Gene Ontology annotation, biological process: ubiquitin-dependent protein catabolic process. Lineage: Eukaryota; Viridiplantae; Streptophyta; Magnoliopsida; Lamiales; Oleaceae. Gene Ontology annotation, cellular component: nucleus; proteasome core complex, alpha-subunit complex; proteasome core complex. The coding region runs from base 132 to 881 and encodes 249 amino acids. The record is from RefSeq and is a predicted model, not a curated record. The transcript has 9 exons.
GCUUCCCCUACAAUGUCUUGACCCAAAAGAAAACCCACUCUGAUUCAAAACCCAAUCGCAAAUACAUUUAUAUAGAGAGUAUCAGUGAAUAGCAGAAGAAGAGAAAGCUUGAAAAUUGUAGAGAGAGAAAGAUGAGCAGCAUUGGCACGGGUUACGAUCUUUCUGUGACCACAUUUUCGCCGGACGGUCGAGUUUUCCAGAUCGAGUAUGCUGCAAAAGCCGUCGACAACAGCGGCACCGUCGUCGGUAUCAAAUGCAAAGACGGAAUCAUCUUGGGAGUGGAGAAGCUGAUUACUUCGAAGAUGAUGUUGCCCGGGUCCAACAGAAGAAUCCAUGCCGUCCACCGCCAUUCCGGCAUGGCUGUUGCGGGAUUAGCUGCAGAUGGCAGGCAAAUUGUUGCACGAGCAAAAUCUGAAGCAACUAACUAUGAGAGUGUGUACGGAGAACCAAUUCCAGUUAAAGAACUUGCAGAACGUGUUGCAAGUUACGUGCAUCUAUGCACACUAUAUUGGUGGCUCAGGCCUUUUGGAAGUGGAGUAAUUCUGGGAGGUUAUGACAGGGAUGGGCCACAGCUGUACAUGGUUGAACCUUCGGGAGUUUCCUAUAGAUACUUUGGUGCUGCAAUUGGGAAGGGCAGGCAGGCUGCUAAAACUGAGAUUGAAAAAUUGAAGCUUUCUGAAAUGACCUGCCGACAAGGGGUUAUUGAGGUGGCCAAGAUAAUUUACGGAGUUCAUGAUGAGGCAAAGGACAAAGCCUUUGAAUUGGAAAUGAGUUGGGUCUGUGACGAGUCUAACCGCCAGCAUCAGAAGGUUCCAGAUGAUAUAUUAGAGGAAGCCAAGGCAGCCGCCAAGGCUGCUCUCGAAGAAAUGGAUGCGGAUUAGUGUGUCUGAUUUUGCAAUUUUCGUUUGGAACUUUGGCUAUAUUUUCUCCUGUGUAAAACUCUACAGUUGUGCCAGUGAUUGGAUUUAAAUAUUUGUACUAUUGUCAUAUUUAUGUUUCCAACACAAUGCUCUGCUCCUUCAUUACAAGAUUUGUUGGAUUGCAAA